AUGUUAAUUGGUGUAAUUGGUAUACAGACUCAUGCUGGAAGCAAAGAAGGCCAGUGGGUCCGAUUGCUACGCCUUCAUCAUUUAACUAUUUAUAUCUUCUUUGCUUUCUGGACAGUGGCCCAGAUCUUAUGCUUCACCAUCAGGUCAAUUCCUGUCUCCUUAACCAAUUUAAUGUUGGCAAAUGCUUUUUUAGUGAAUGCUUUUAUCUUUUACAACCAUACUCAUGGCCGAGCAGUGGUGGAUAUUCUUUUGCAUCAGCUGCUAUGCUUCGCUUCCUUUAUGGCAGGCUUGGUUUCCUUCAUAGAGGUCAUCAUUAGGAAAAAUAUAAUGCUGGCGCUUUUGCGGUCAAGUCUUACCAUACUACAGGGAAGCUGGCUUUGGCAGCUGGCUUUUGUUCUGUUUCCUCCCACUGGAGUUCUUGCAUGGGAUCUGAAUGAUCAUAGCAACAGUGUGUUUUUCACCAUGUGCUUUUGUUGGCAUUAUGCAUUUUCCUAUGUCAUCAUGGGAGUGGUUUAUGUAGCUGUCACCUGGUUCGUUAAGUGGAGAAUCAGGAAACCCUGCCCCUCAGAAGUUAUGCUCCUGAAAAAUGCUGAAAGAGAGGAGGAAUCAGAAGAGGAGAUGUGA
Messenger RNA from Perognathus longimembris pacificus (Pacific pocket mouse), 624 nucleotides. Its product is annotated as transmembrane protein 45A-like. The transcript is spliced from 5 exons. NCBI's taxonomy places the organism in Eukaryota, Metazoa, Chordata, Mammalia, Rodentia, Heteromyidae. The record is from RefSeq and is a predicted model, not a curated record. Bases 1 to 624 code for a protein of 207 amino acids.